UGGAUGGUUCUCCAGGGACUAAAGUCUGUCUCAUACCUCACAGAGAGUAGAUACCAGCAAAAAUAAACGACAACAGUUUUACAUCUUUCCGCUGCAGAAAAGUGUCUAAAAAUGACCUGAGGUCAACGAGAACAGUACAGAAAGGACUGUUGCGGUUUCAGGCUUUCUUUUUUACUGAGAAGAAAUGGCAGAUUUUCCUGGUAAGGUCAGCACUCAGACGAGCUCUCAAGAACCUCAAAGAAGUUAUGGAAUCCCAUCGAGUGUUGACAUCGACUUCAUUAAGGGCAUUCCUGGUAUUCUUCUUUUGGCUGAGAUUGUUGUUGGAUUACUGGUUUGGGCACUGAUCGCCAGUACUCCACUCUCCUCUGCAUCUGCUUAUGUCUGGGUCAUGCUUGUCAGCGUGACUCUGUGGCUUUUGAGCAUCGCCCUGUUGGUUGUACUAUUGCUGAGGUUUCAUCAGAGUCUACCCUCAAUACCCUGGCCUUUGGUGCUCAUGGUGUUUUACUCAGUCGCAGCUGUUCUAUAUCUAACUGCCUUUUUGGCUAAUGCUGCAUCCGUUCCAUGGCUUUACCGUGGUUAUCUGGGAACUUCUGCAUUCUUUGCCAUAGUGGUGACCCUGUUAUAUGCAGCUAGCAGCUACUUUGCCUAUUUGGGCUGGAGGGGUGAAGGGCAAAACGCAGCGGGAAGUACAGUGCCUGUGUAGACCAUCCUCUGAUUAACACUGUCAUACUCCGUGUGAGGACACUUACUAGAGGAUAAUACUCGGAUGAUUUGGUAUUGCUGAAAAUCCUCUUCAGGAACGUCCGACAACCCUUCAGAAUAACGGUGGCCAGCAUAAUUGCAAGAUGGUUUGUAAGAUGGACAUUGUGUGUAGUGAGAGUCACCACCUGCACGUGCAGCAUGUUUGGAGUCCAUAAGUUUUUUUGUUUUAUUCAACACGGCGGUAUUGGUUAAAAGUGACGACAUUUAUAAUGUAACAAACAAUUCUAUUUUAAAUAAAUGCUGUUCUUUUGAAUUUUCUGUUAAUCAAAGAAACCUGAAAAACAAAUACAACCAUGUACAGCCAUCACAGGUAUUACAUCCUGUUUUAGUUGUUUUAAAUGUUUUUUUCCCCCCGCGAGAUUACUGUUUUUGUUGUAUUUUUGACCAAACAUCCAUGGUUGAGCAUUGUAGAAUCCUUCAAAAACUUUAAAAAAAAAAAUCUUACCAACCUAAGCACAAAUAUGUUCUUGCAAUAUUGUACAGUUAUGCUCGAGAACGAAAUUGAUUCAUUGUUUUGAUGAAAUAUGAUUAAAGAAAAAUUGUAUUUAUUUCUUCUCGGGCUCAAAUAUUUCUAUAUAUACAAAUAAACAAAUAUACACAAUUACACAACAUUCAUCUAGUAGGAACAACACAUUGUAUGUAAACAAGGGAGCAAAAAAGAUGAAAUUUGCACUGUAUACAUCAACAAAAUAUAUUAUUUUAAAAAGCUCACUUUCACAAUAUAUGAGAUAAAUCCAAAACAUGGACUCAACAUCACAUUAAAAAGCAUGGAACACCUACGAGUUUAUUUGCAUUGUUUCUGGUAAUUGUAUAAACAUAUAUUUUUUUUAAUAAUGUAAUAUUUCACCUGGGGAAACUUCAAGCCUUGUGAAUGUUAAAAAGGGGUUUUCAGAAAUGUUGUCAUAUUAGGCACAUUGUAUAAUUCUUUUUUAAUGAAAAGCCCUUUUUGAUUGUCAAGUGAAAGGAAUUAUUUUGGUAUCUAAUGAUAUAUAAAAUGGAGGGGUUCUUGUGUGAAAGUAUGCAAUGGCAGCUUUGAGAUGUUGAGGCUCAUUAAAAAUUUCUACAUCAA
Molecule: messenger RNA, 1831 nt
Organism: Pimephales promelas (fathead minnow)
Lineage: Eukaryota; Metazoa; Chordata; Actinopteri; Cypriniformes; Leuciscidae
Source: RefSeq, a predicted model, not a curated record